Messenger RNA from Formica exsecta, 2731 nucleotides. Its product is annotated as altered inheritance of mitochondria protein 21-like. The transcript has 11 exons. Lineage: Eukaryota; Metazoa; Arthropoda; Insecta; Hymenoptera; Formicidae. The coding region runs from base 1138 to 2661 and encodes 507 amino acids. The record is from RefSeq and is a predicted model, not a curated record.
ACUGUACAAUUGCAGAGCUUGUAAUAAUUGUUUUGUUGUUCCAAAAUUUUUUUAAGAAAAAAUCGGUUUUUGUCUCCAAAUUUUUUAACAGGAUUUGGAUGAUUUGACAAAGUAUUUAGAAACAUAUCUCGUAUACGUGACUUGUAGAAAUUAUAUUCAAUAUUAUAUUUAUUAAUUACCAAGACACCAUAUCUUGGUUUCCGAUUUCUGGUGUCAGUUUUCAAUAUUUGCAACUACAAGCUUGAAGUUAACGAGAUUCACGGUUAAAAAUAUAUGCACUAUGUACAGACGUUUUUCGUCUUUCAUUUUCCACAAGAUUAUUCCACCACACGACGUAAUUAAACAAUUUGUUAAAAUAAAUCGACAAACGCAGAUGUCGAUUUUUAUCUGAAUCACAAUUAAGCGUGCAAUAAUAAUAAUAUUAAUGAUAAAUGUGUCAACUAAAAAGAACCAUGUUUUUAUCGUAACUAUCCCAUAUAUCCAGAUUAUGAAACCUUAUUUGCUACAAUUAACAUAAGCAAAUACAAUAGGCAAACGCAUGCCAACGUUCGAUUGCAUCCCUUUGGAUUUUUUUGCACUCUCCCUCAUUGUCUCCCGUUGUAUUACCACUCAUGUCACAUUAUAAGAAAUCAGCGCGUGCCGAAUCAAGAGUCCUCACAUUGAUCGAUACGCGAAACUGAGAUCGAUCCGAAACGGAAAUAUCGAUAUCAAAGCAGAUAGACUUGAUAGAGAGUGCUGUAAGAAGGAGAAACGAGGAAAUUCGGACCGUUGGUAAAUAAGACGAAACAUGGUUUCAAGCAUGUGCGUAAGAACGUAUUACCAACACGGCAGAAUUACGAAAAAAAUAUUGAAAAAAGCAGUAAACAUCGCAGAUAUAUACCUUAGCUUUGUUUCGUCAGUGUCGAGGACACUUGGUGUGAUUUUCGAUCGAUAUCAUCUGGCAGUUACAUUUUGAUUAUAUUGUGUGCUGGUAUAAUUCCGAACUCUCUCUUUCUCGUUAUAUUUACAAGAUCGAAUUACGAUUCUUAACGACUUGUGGUUUCGUACAUAUUUGCAUUUCUGUAAUCGGAGCGAGAUAAGAGGACAGUCGUACAGUCGCAUUUCAAAAAAAGAAAAAAACCUUUAUAAUCUGAUACUAUGGAAAAGAGACGCAAAUCUCCGGAAAAACGACAAUCAAAAAAAAAAAGAUUUCCACUAUCUGAUAAUAUAGAGAUGCAACCCAGAUCUUCGGAUGACAAUUUCUCCAAGUCCGACGAGAAAUCAUCGGUUCCUUCUACAUUGAGGCAUGUUUCGGAGACAUCCAGUGAGCAGGCUUCAUCAAGUCAAAUACAUUAUGAUAGCAAACGAUCUGAUAUUACGGAAGAGCAACCCGAAUCUGAGAAUGUCUGCGAGUCCGAGAAGAAAUCGUUGUCUUCCUCUAUAUCGGAGCAUGAUGAUAUGGAGACAUCCAGUGAGCAGGCUUCAAGUCAAGCAGAUGAUGAUAGCGAGCCUUUACAAUUUGAUAUUACGGAAAGGCAACCCGAAUCUUCGAAAAUCAAGAAUGUUUGCGAGUCCGAGAAGAAAUCGUUGUCUUCUUCUAUACAGAGUCAAGAUUUGGAGAGACCCGUCGAGCAGGAUUCAUCAAAUCGAGAAGAAUCUAUUAACGGACUUCUACCUGCUAUUAUGGAAGAGCAGUCCGAAUCUUCGAAUAUCAAAAGCUUAUGCGAGUCCGACGAGAAAUCGUUGUCUUCCCCCAUACCGAGUCAGGAUUUGGAGACACCCGUUGAGCAGGAUUCAUCAAAUCGAGAAGAAUCUAUUAGCGAACCUUUACAAUCUGAUAUUACGGAAAGGCAACUUGAAUCUUCGAAAAUCGAGAAUGUUUGCGAGUCCGAGAAGAAAUCGUUGUCUUCCUCUAUACCGAGUCAGGAUUUGGAGACACCCGUCGAGCAGGAUUCAUCAAAUCGAGAAGAAUCUAAUAGCGAACCUUUACAAUAUGAUAUUACGGAAAGGCAACCCGAAUCUUCGAAAAUCAAGAAUGUUUGCGAGUCCGAGAAGAAAUCGUUGUCUUCUUCUAUACCGAGUCAGGAUUUGGAGACACCGGCCGAGCAGGAUUCAUCCAAUCGAGAAGAAUCUAUUAGCAAACCUUUACAAUCUGAUAUUACGGAAAGGCAACCCGAAUCUUCGAAAAUCAAGAAUGUUUGCGAGUCCGAAAAGAAAUCGUUGUCUUCUUCUAUACCGAGUCAGGAUUUGGAGACUCCCGUCGAGCAGAUUUCAACAAGUCGGAUAGAUAAAACCAGUAGAGGCCAUAUAUUAGCAGACUAUGAAGAAUGUAUGAAGCUUAUGGAACGUAGUCCAAUUAAAGUCGAAACGAAUUUACCGAGAUUGUCUUUUACGGAACCGUCUACGGAAUCCGAUUCGGAUUCGGUUGCUACUAUAAUCAAGCGAUCGACUACAUCAAAAUAUGAACUCGAGUUAAAAGUUCCAUCUUCGGAAGAAUGCAUUCAGAAGAGUAAAAGUGACACUAUAUUGAUAAACAAUCAGUAUGAGAAAAAAGAAAUACCUUCAAUCAGAGAUAAGGCAAUGUCUAUUUUAAAGAGAUAUAGAUCACGUUCGGAAUCGAGUGCUACUGAAAUCGCACAACCGAGUACAUCAAAAUCCGCAUUCGAGCUAAAAUCUCGAUAAUACAUCAGAUUUACCUGCAUCUGAGCCAACAGACAAUCAACCAGAAACUACGAGCGAUGAGAAAUAUGAG